Messenger RNA from Drosophila sechellia, 956 nucleotides. Its product is annotated as adenylate kinase isoenzyme 1. The transcript is spliced from 4 exons. Gene Ontology annotation, molecular function: ATP binding; AMP kinase activity. Gene Ontology annotation, biological process: ATP metabolic process. The record is from RefSeq and is a predicted model, not a curated record. NCBI's taxonomy places the organism in Eukaryota, Metazoa, Arthropoda, Insecta, Diptera, Drosophilidae. The coding region runs from base 201 to 806 and encodes 201 amino acids. Gene Ontology annotation, cellular component: cytoplasm.
UCUCAACUCACGCAGCACAGAGGGUGGGUGGAAAACAGUCGGGCGGAGCAAUCGAGAAUCUGGGCGAGAAUCGACCGACCAAGUGGCGCUAAGGGAAGGCUAGUAAGGCAUCCGGCUAACAAACUACCGAAUAUCUGGUGAUUUCUUCAGCCAAAGGCCCGCAGCAGCGACGUGUAUAUCUAGUAUACAUCAUCAUCAUCAUGGCUGAUAUACCCAUCAUCUGGAUCUUGGGUGGACCUGGGUGCGGCAAGGGCACACAGUGCGCCAAAAUCGUGGAAAAAUACGGAUUCACACAUCUGAGCAGCGGCGAUUUGCUGCGCAAUGAGGUGGCUUCUGGAUCGGACAAGGGUCGUCAGCUGCAGGCUGUGAUGGCCAGCGGAGGCCUGGUGUCCAACGACGAGGUGCUGUCCCUGCUGAACGACGCCAUCGCGCGGGCCAAGGGAAGCUCGAAGGGAUUCCUCAUCGAUGGGUAUCCGCGUCAGAAGAACCAGGGCGUUGAGUUCGAGGCACGCAUUGCACCCGCCGAUCUGGCGCUGUACUUUGAGUGCUCCGAGGACACGAUGGUGCAGCGCAUCAUGGCACGUGCCGCUGCCUCGUCGGUGAAACGGGACGAUGACAACGAGAAGACCAUCAGGGCACGCCUCCUGACCUUCAAGCAGAACACCAAUGCCAUUUUGGAACUUUAUGAGCCCAAGACCCUUACGAUCAAUGCCGAGCGUGACGUGGACGACAUCUUUCUGGAAGUCGUCCAGGCCAUUGACUGUGUGCUGAAGAAGAAGCAGCAGAACGCCGCCGCCCAGUGCUAGUAGGAAUGCUAAUCCAUUAGGAAGGAAACCGGUAGCAAAGUCUACAUUUCUAGUGCACUUUUUAGCGCGAAUCACACAAUCUCAGAGCUGAGCACAAAUGAAAGCGAAACACCAAAUAAAUUAGUCUAAAUCUAUGUUAUGUUACCCAUA